Molecule: messenger RNA, 1014 nt
Organism: Phytophthora nicotianae INRA-310
Lineage: Eukaryota; Oomycota; Peronosporomycetes; Peronosporales; Peronosporaceae
Exons: 1
Source: RefSeq, a predicted model, not a curated record
AUGCUGGAUAUACCUAAGGCAAUGCGCUUGCACCCGACGUUCUACGUCGGACGCCUCAAGCCGUACUACCCCGCUACGAUUCCGUCCGACGCUCACCCUCACCAGGUGCUGGCGCGUAAUCCGAUCGCCCAGCAUGACGACGCUGCCGCCGAGAAAGCAAGAGGCCUCCCUCCUCUCCGCUGCCCGAGGCCCACCGCACCUGUUCAAACUGAGAAGCGAGCCUCUCAGCCACGUAUGCGCGCUGAUCAGCAACCUCCGCAAGCUGUCGAGCCUCCAGUGCAUCGUCUCUCGCCUGAUCGGCCUCCCGACGCAUCAGGCGAUACUGGUCGAUCGUCAAACGCUCCACUGCGCCGCUCUCCUCGACUCCACGAGAAUAAACCGAAUCACGAAGCCCGCUAUCGACGAGACCCGCCGCCACCACUAGUUGAUGCGGCGGGUAACGAACGCUUGAUCGUGGAGAGACUUGUCGACCACAAUGUGCGUCGUGGUCGUGCCCGUCGUAGCGAAAAACAUUAUCGUGUCCGCAGGCUUGGCCACUCUCCCACUGGUGACACGUGGGAGGCACGUAGUCGCCUGCUUGAAGACGUUCCCGACGUGGUGAACGACUACGAGGCCUCGCUCGUGACCGCGAGCGUGACUGCUGUCGCUGUGAAUGACUACGAUCCCGAGAACGACUUCGGCUGCGCGGAUGCCAACGUUGAUGUGAUCCCCUGCGGUGAAGUGUGUUGCGUAUCUCCGCCUGCUCCAGCUGCGACCGCGAUCGGUCGUAGGGACCGACUGCUUGCCGCUCUACCUCGCUCAGUGGCCAGAGCUCCAGUUGAUGCUCCCAUUCAGCGCGAGUCGGUCGAUCCCGAGUCUCAGAGCAGUUCGCACAGCCUUCCACAAGGUGCACGUAGCCGAUUCGCCACUCGCGCUGUACACACGCUCCCGCAACUCGCCAAUAGCAUGGUUGCUCCUAUUGCCCUCGCGGUCUUCGAGCCAGGAUGUGAAGGACAGGCCUUCACGUCGCGCGGC